Impatiens glandulifera is the source of this 5898-nucleotide messenger RNA. RefSeq lists its product as uncharacterized. Gene Ontology annotation, molecular function: chromatin binding; ATP hydrolysis activity; histone binding. The record is from RefSeq and is a predicted model, not a curated record. The transcript is spliced from 7 exons. NCBI's taxonomy places the organism in Eukaryota, Viridiplantae, Streptophyta, Magnoliopsida, Ericales, Balsaminaceae. Gene Ontology annotation, cellular component: nucleus. Bases 221 to 5716 code for a protein of 1831 amino acids. Gene Ontology annotation, biological process: positive regulation of transcription by RNA polymerase II.
UGUUAUAGAGCGGAAGUUUGAGAAAUAUAGAGACGGGGAAGAUAGAAAGAGGCCAAACGAAGAACUAGAAAAGCAACUUUUGACUAAGGAGGGAUUACUUGAUUCGAUUAUAAUCAUAUCUUAGGGUUUCUUCUCUUUGACGGCGAUUACUUUCUCAUUUCUGAUCAAAUCGGCGGAAAACAGAGUAAUCACAAGGUUCAUAGUAGUAUCAGUUCUUGUCAUGCGAUUGUCUCAAUCUGCCUCGGUUUCGAGAAGAAGGAAGAAUCAAUCAGUUGCAAGUGGUGUAAGAACUCGUAAGAAGCAUAAAAGACUUGAUGCUAUAUGUGAUCAUUUGUAUAAACGAAAUCACGAUCAGGUAGAAAGUGAAAUAGGUGAUUCUAGAGUUGCAAGUGGUUCGGGAGAUCAUGAAUCUGAGCUUCGUAGGGGUACUAGGGUUAGGCGUCCACCUACUGUGCUUGAUGCAUCGCCCUCGCCUGCGAAGAAACGGAGGAAGACUGAUAAAGGGAGAGUAGUAGGGAUUGACAAUGAGUUUCCUUGCUCUGAUUCUAAUGGUGCGGAUGAAGAAUCUGAUAAAUGGAGAUCUAGGUUGAGAUCUAGGGAUAGAAAUGCAUUAGUUGGAUCUAGAGGUAAGGGAGGUUAUCCGCCAACGGGUAAAAGGAAACUGUUUGUGGACCUUAAUGUGUCUGCUCAAGAAGAUCAAUCCGAAGAUAAUCCACUGGAAGGUGAGGAACAAGAAACUGUUAAGUCAACAGUUGUCAAGUCGAAAAGACCGGGUAGAAUUAAGGCCUCCAAUGUUUUGAGGCCGGAUAUUGAAUUGCAUUUCGGAAAAGAUGGACAAGGUGAGAACGAACCUGAACCUUUAGAAGUCAGUGAUGAUGGUGAUGAUGAUAAUGCUGCUACUGAUGACAAUGAUAAUGCUGCUACUGAUGAUGAUGAUGAUGACGAUGAUGAUGCUACUACUGAUGAUGCUGCUGCUGAUGAUGAUCAAUUGCACUUGAAUGGCGCAACUACAUCUUUUGGUGAUGCAGAGGAGAGAAAAGCUCAAUCAAGUGUCCGGGAUGAAGAUUCUAUUGCUAUUAAUGAUGUAGAGCCAGAGGAGCAGGACAAACAAGUUGAAGAAAACAAAUAUUUCACUGUUCCUGAAAAUGUUCUGACAGAAGAGCAGUUCAAGCAGGCGGAACUAGAAAAUGCUUUCCUUCCCAAUGACAAUGCAGAGUCAGUAAAACAGGAUAAGCAGACAACUCCAAGCCCACUUUCCCUUGAAGAACACAAACAGGAUAAUGCUGAAGUUGGAAUUCCUGCUAACUCUGCCAGAGAUGGAGGGGACCAUCAUCAACACUUGAAGGAUGAGACUACUGCAGAAGUUGACACUGGGAAUAUUGGUAAGCCGCGGAUAAAAGAAGGAAGAAAAUGUGGUUUGUGUGGAACAGGGACUGAUGGGAAACCUCCCAAGAAAUCACUGGGGGAUGGGGCUGGAAGUGACCAUGAUGUGUAUAGUGGCUCUUCAGUAUCCGAGGAGCCCAACUAUGACAUGUGGGAUGGUUUUGGACAUGAACCUGGAUGGCUUGGACCCCUUCUGGGUCCCAUAAAUGAUCGCUUUGGUAUUGCUGGAAUAUGGGUACACCAAAAUUGUGCCGUUUGGAGUCCAGAGGUUUAUUUUGCUGGUUUGGGACGGCUUAAAAAUGUAAGGGUCGCACUAUGCAGAGGAAGGGCAUUAAAAUGUAAUCGAUGUGGAAGACGUGGGGCAACCAUCGGAUGCCGCGUUGAUCGUUGUCCAAAAACUUACCACCUGCCAUGUGCACGAGCCAAUGGCUGUAUCUUUGAUCAUCGAAAAUUUCUUAUAGCCUGCACCGAUCAUCGUCAUCUCUUCCAACCUCAUGGAAUUCAGUAUUCGCAACGGAUUAAAAAAUUGAAGGCCAAAAAAGUUAGGUUUGACAUGAGAAAGAUUUCAAAUGAGGCCUCACGGAAGGAUAAUGGAGCAGAAGAAAAAUGGCUGGAAAAUUGUGGAGAGGAUGAAGAAUUUUUGAAACGUGAGAGCAAACGACUCAGUAGAGAUCUGUUGAGAAUUGCUCCAGUAUAUAUUGGAGGUCCGAACGCCGAAAAUGCCACUCAGUUUCAGGGUUGGGAAUCGGUGGCUGGGCUGCAGAAUGUUACCCAAUGCAUGAAAGAGGUGGUUAUUCUACCAUUACUGUAUCCAGAGUUCUUCAGCAAUAUGGGGCUUACACCACCUAGAGGAGUUCUUCUGCAUGGUUACCCUGGAACUGGUAAAACACUGGCUGUGCGUGCCUUAAUAGGUUCUUGUGCUAGGGGGGAUAGGCGUAUUGCCUAUUUUGCUCGCAAAGGUGCAGAUUGUUUAGGGAAAUAUGUUGGGGAUGCUGAGCGGCAAUUGAGACUUCUGUUUCAGGUAGCUGAGAAAUCCCAACCAUCUAUAAUUUUCUUUGAUGAGAUUGAUGGUUUGGCUCCUUGUCGAACUAGGCGACAAGAUCAAACUCACAAUUCUGUAGUUUCUACAUUGCUUUCUCUAAUGGAUGGUCUGAAAUCUCGAGGUUCCGUUAUAGUCAUAGGUGCAACAAACCGGCCUGAUGCAAUUGACUCUGCUUUAAGACGACCGGGCAGGUUUGAUAGAGAAAUUUAUUUUCCCCUACCUUCUGCUGAAGAUAGGGCAGCUAUUCUCUCCGUUCAUACAAAAAAAUGGCCCAUGCCAGUUUCUGGAUCAUUACUCCAUUGGGUUGCUGGGAAAACUAUAGGUUUUGCCGGUGCUGACUUGCAGGCUCUUUGUACUCAAGCAGCCAUUGUUGCCUUGAAAAGGAGCUGCCCCUUGCAAGAGUUAUUUUGUGCAGCUGAACAGAAAGUACCAAAUGGUGAACGGCCUCCUCUUCCUUCCUUUAUUGUGGAAGAAAGGGAUUGGUUAGAAGCUCUUUCAUGUGCACCGCCCCCAUGCUCUCGCCGAGGAACGGGAAUGGCUGCAAAUGAUGUCGUAUCAUCCCCUCUUCCUAUGUACCUUUUUCCUUGCCUUAUGUCGCCAUUGUGCAGAUUGUUCACAUUCCUUUGUCUUGAAGAACAUCUCUGGUUGCCACCCCCUCUUUAUAAGGCUACCAGAGAACUAAAAACUAUCAUUGUUUCUGCUUUGCAAAAGAAGAAAAUGCCGAGUGAUAAGUGGUGGUGCCUUGUUGAUGACAUGAUUCUAGAUGGAGAUAUUGCAAGAGAAGUUGUACUUAAAUUUUCACAGAUUGGCAUAUUAUGGGGACUAGCCAGUGAUUGCAAUGCAUAUGGUUUACUCGCACUUGCAGAUGAGGACCAUAAAGAGCUUGAAACUUCAAAGGCAUUCAUUCCAGUUGUUGAGAAUAGUUUGCUGAGAAAUAUAUCUAGUGCAUCACAUAAGAGAACAAGUUUUCGUAUAUUAAUUUCUGGAAACCCUGGAUCUGGGCAAAGGCAUCUUGCUUCUUGCAUUCUUCAUUGUUUUGUGGGAAAUAUUGAACUUCAAAAGAUUGAUUUAGCUACAAUUUCAGAAGAAGGAGAUAUGACACAAGGCAUAACAAAGAUAUUGAUGAAAUGCGCUAGUGUACGCUCUUCUGUGUUAUUCAUGCCAAGAAUUGAUUUGUGGUCUACUGAGAGUUGUGAUGUAACUGAGGGAAAUCAGAUCAAUCCUUCUGUUCUAGGCCCCAAGGGAAAGAACAAAGAAUCUUGUUCGAUAUCUUGUGAAGAUAAAGGAAGUAUUUCAUUCCAAGACAAGUCAUGUGAACUUCCGAAGGUUCAAGAAUUGCAGAAUCAACAAAGAAGCUCUUGUAUUUGGAAGUUGUUUGUGGAGCAUGUGGAGUCCAUAUGCGUCUCCACAUCCUUGAUGAUUCUGGCUACCUCUGAAGUACCUCUUACAGCCCUUCCACUUGAGGUCAGACAGUUCUUUAAGAGUUGUGAUGCAGGCAGAAGUCCUUCGGCUCUACCAAAGGAGACAGUGCCUCGAUUUUCUCUUGAGCUUGAUAAGGAUUUCAACCAUGAUCUAGCAAUUGAGUCAUCAGCAAGAGUAUUGUCAAAGAGUUUAGUACAAGAGCUCAUUCAGCUGAGCCAUCAACGAAGACAUGACCUGGAAAAUUCAUACACUGAAGCCAAAUAUCGUGAUAACACCACCACAAAUGCUCUAGCUUCAGGGAAAGCAAGUGAAAGUGCAAAAGCACAAGAGUUUCCUGAUGCUGAAAUGAAGGUUUCAUCAUCUCCGCCAGACAACAGAAAUCUAAAAGGGAAACAAAACCUGUUUCUGGCUAUAUCUACUUUUGGCUAUCAAAUUCUGCGAUAUCCUCAUUUUGCAGAGCUAUGCUGGGUGACAUCCAAGUUAAAAGAAGGUCCAUGUGCUGAUGUAAAUGGACCUUGGAAAGGAUGGCCGUUCAAUUCAUGUUUGGUUCUUCCUGAUAAUUUGUCGGAGAAUGUAACUCUUUCCAGUGGAACCAACAAUGCUAAAAGCAAAGAAAAGUACAAGUUGGUGAGAGGCCUAGUGGCCGUUGCUUUAUCAGCAUAUAGGGGCCAAUACACUUCGCUUAGAGAAGUUUCCCUUGAGGUCCGGAAGGUCUUGGAACUCCUAGCCGGAGAGAUCAAUGGGAAAAUCAAUGCUGGGAAAGAUAUGUACCAUUUCAGUUGUCUUUUAUCACAAAUGGCAUAUUUUGAGGACAAUGUUAAUAGCUGGACAUAUACAUUGCAGAGUUUAGAAGUAGACAUGAAAGCAGCACCAGGAACUUCAAAGUCAGUUAGUAGUAAUUGUAAGGGGCAAGAGGAUAAUCCUCUUGAAGAUGAUAUCUGUGUUCCAGAUGUUUCAGUGAAAAGAAGCUUCCUCGAGCCCGAGGUGCAGGAUAAAAGUUGUCAGAAAUUUGCCUCUGCAGAUAUUGGAGAUAAUGAUGUGAACAUGGAGAUUCAUGAUGGUGUUGUGGCUGAAGUUCCAUCAGCUCAAGCGGUGCACAACCCUUCUUCUGAACCUGAUUUAAUGUUGAAAGAGAAAGAGAGGAUGAAUCCUGAGGUGUGUAUAACAGAAAUUACAGGGGAUUCUGGUUUGAACGGAGACUUGAAUCCACAGGGGGGAUGUUCUAAUGGAUGUGCUGAAAAUAUCACCAUUGUUCAAGGUGGUGGUGAUGGUCCCAGUUCCAGUUCGGAUAAAAGAUCCGUUGACGUGGAAAUGGAUAAUGAUGAUGGUGUUCUUCCUAUGGUUGAAAGCGUUGUGUGCUCUUACCGCUGUUGUGCUGCUUGUGUGAAAAGUCUGCAAUCUGCAAUACAAAAAAUGCUUGUUCAUGAAUGGGGGUUAAAAGAAGAAGGUAGUAGCUGGACGGUUGAGGAUUUACACAGAAUGGUCCAAAUGAUGUCCAUGCGUUUUGACACAUCUCUGAGGAAAUUAGAUGCCAGCCAAAGAUCAAAAAAGAAACUUACUACUACAAGUAUUGAUGAGUUAUUAGAACAUCCGGUGGACAAAAAAGGAAAGUGUGAUACCUCUGUAGAGAAACUAAUUAUUGUUGCAAGCGAGUGCAGCAGCUGUCAUUCAAGAAGCAAGAAGAAGAAAAAGAAGAAUUCAACAACAAAUGAAUUGGAUUUGAGAUUCAUAUGCAAAGAUGGUGUUGUGGCUCCUCAAACGGUGGAUGAUAAUGAGAAUGAUGAUGAUGAUGAUGAUGGUUGUUCGAAUCACUGUAAAUUUGAUAGUCUAUGCCUAUGUGGUCUUAUAGAGUGGGUAGUUAAAAUGUAAAACCAAGCAGACAGACAGACAGACAGACUUGAGAGGAGAAGAAGUUCAAUUUUUGGCCUCCAUUCUUCAGGAGUUAAGUUAUAUGGUGUUCCUUUUUUGAUAUGUAAAAGAAAAGAUUAAAAAUUUUGUCCACCUAUUAUUAUGGUCAAGUAGUAGUAAUAGUAGUUAGACAAAGAAGAAGA